Molecule: messenger RNA, 1845 nt
Organism: Lodderomyces elongisporus
Lineage: Eukaryota; Fungi; Ascomycota; Pichiomycetes; Serinales; Debaryomycetaceae
Exons: 1
Coding region: 1-1845 (614 amino acids)
Biological process (GO): glycerophospholipid biosynthetic process
Cellular component (GO): mitochondrion
Source: RefSeq, a predicted model, not a curated record
AUGACUAAAGAAGAAGCUCAGACAAGCAGCAAUAGCAAUAACAAUAACAAUAACAAUGACAGCGCUGUUGUUGAAGAAGACGGCGGUGCACAAUUCCAAUCGUUUUUAAACAAUGACGGUAUCGACCAGUUGACACCCCAAGAAAGAAAACACAGGGUCUCCUCCUUAUCCUUGUCGGACUUGAACCAAUGGCAAAAUGGCUUAACCAAAUUAAGCUCAUCUACAAACUUGAACAAGAAUGGCAGCAAUGCCAACUUGAAAAAAGUGGAUUCCUUGGCCAAAUUAUCAAGAAACUCAUCCAUCAUCAAGAGAAAGAAGAAGCAGAUUAUCGACCACGAAAGAGUCGCUUCAUAUGCAUUCUGUUUCGACAUUGAUGGUGUCAUUUUGAGAGGACCAAACACCAUUCCACAAGCAGUAGAGGCCAUCAAGAUGCUCAAUGGUGCCAACAAGUACAACAUCAAGGUACCAUCCAUCUACGUUACCAAUGGUGGUGGUAAACCAGAGCAACAACGUGCAGACGACUUGAGCAAAAGAUUGGGCACAACAAUCACCAAGGAACAAAUUAUCCAAGGACACACCCCAAUGAGAGACUUGGUUGGUACCUACAAGAAUGUAUUGGUUGUUGGUGGUGUAGGAAACGUUUGCCGUAACGUUGCCGAAUCUUAUGGAUUCAAAAACGUUUAUACUCCAUUGGACAUUAUGAAGUGGAACCCAGCAGUUUCUCCUUACCACGACUUGACCGAAGAAGAAGAAAUCUGCACCAGAGAUGUCGACUUUAGCAAGACACCAAUCGACGCCAUUAUGGUAUUUGCCGACUCAAGAAACUGGGCAGCAGACCAACAAAUCAUUUUGGAAUUGCUCUUGUCCAAAAACGGUGUUAUGGGAACACAAUCAAAAACAUUUGACGAAGGCCCAGAAAUUUACUUUGCCCACUCAGACUUUAUCUGGGCAACAAACUACAAAUUGUCCCGUUACGGUAUGGGUGCAUUGCAAGUCUCAAUUGCCGCUCUCUAUAGAGAACACACUGGAAAAGAAUUGAAGGUGAACAGAUUUGGUAAGCCACAACACGGUACAUUCAAGUUUGCCAACAAGGUUUUGAGCCACUGGAGACAAGGUGUCUUGGACGAACACUUGAAGAAGUUGAGCAUAAACGACCCAAAUGCCAAGGAUGCUGACAUUUUGAUCAAUGAAGACGGCGAAGAGAUUAUCAACCAAGAGAAAUUGGAGUCAUAUUCAUUCUCCGAUAGUGAAGAUGAUGAAGAUGAUGAUGACGAUGAAGAUGGCGAAGAAGCAGGAUUAUCUCUUGACCAGAAGAAGAAGAAGCACAAUGAAGACCUCAAGAAACAUAUUGGCAAAGUUGCUGAGGUUGGUAAGCCAGACAAGAUCACUUUGGAAUUGCCACCAGCAUCAACAGUCUACUUUGUUGGUGACACUCCAGAGUCAGAUAUCAGAUUUGCCAACUCGCACGAUGCGUCAUGGCACUCGAUCUUGGUGAAGACUGGUGUUUACCAAGAAGGAACCGAACCUAAAUACAAACCAAAACACUUGUGUGACGAUGUCUUGGAGGCUGUCAAGUACGCCAUUGAAAGAGAGCACCAGUUGGAAUUGGCUGAAUGGAACGAAACCGCACAAGCAGAAAACGAAGACACCAACGACAAGGGCUCUAGAUUGAACUUUGCCGACUUGGUCAUGACACCAAGUGAUAAGAAGAAGAAGAAGGAGCAGGAAACUACCCAAGCUGCUGAAGACAAAGGAAUUAAGAGAGCCGAAGAUGCACCAGAAGCACUCGAGAUCCCUGUUGGAUUAACCGACCAAAUUGACAAGCUCAAGGAAGUUGGUAAAUAA